Messenger RNA from Geodia barretti, 683 nucleotides. Lineage: Eukaryota; Metazoa; Porifera; Demospongiae; Tetractinellida; Geodiidae. The record is from the annotation of a GenBank genome assembly.
UUAGGUCAUGUCUAUGUAUAGAAGAUCGGACCAUUUUUCAGUUGAGGUUGGUUUGGUACGUGCGGUAAUUGUAGGAGAAAAUGAAGAGUCUCCAGUUGGUUCUGGUGGCAGCAUUUACAUUCUCUCUCUUGGAGACUGGAGCUUCCCAAUAUGAUGUUUUGAGAGUAGUUGCUGCAGUGUAUGAGACACUGAGUCCUCUCUUGACUGAAAUGACUACUGAAAUGAGAGAAGGUCUCGCUGCUCUUAGAGAAAACCUAACCUACAUUCAGCAACAAGUCAAAGCCCUCACUGAGACUGUGAACAACCUCGAGCAAAACCUUGAACGGAACAAUGACGAGCAGAUGAAAGGUCUACGCACUCAGCUGGAUAUGGUUAAGUCUCUACUGGUCUCAGUCAAUACUAGUAUGAGUGAAGGACUCUCGGCAGUCAAUACUAGUAUGAGUGAAGGUCUCUUAGGAGUGAAGGCUAAACUACAAGAACACAGCAACCAGACAGCCUCAGAGCUAGCAGGACUGGAGACCAACCAGGAGACCAUUGACUCCAAGUUAGACUCUCUGGACUCCAAACAAGACGGUCUCAGUAUAUGUCAGUGACGACUGCACACUCUGAACUGGAGCGAAAUGUACUGACCAAUGUUACAAAGGAACUUAAGAAGACUGCUGACUAUAAUAUAUACUUGGACA